AUGACCAGAACCGUCGGUCUAAUUGGUGGAAUGUCCUGGCAGACCACGGCGGUAUACUACGAAGGCAUCAACAACCAUGUUCGCUCUGUGCUCGGUGGUAUUCACUCUGCCAAUCUACUCAUCAGAUCCGUGGACUAUGCCGACAUUGGCCGUUUUGUCACCAGCGGCAAUUCUGAGGGCAUGAUAGAAAUGCUAUCAAGUGCCGGUCAACAGUUGAAAGAUGGCGGGGCGCAGUCUUUGGUGUUAUGUGCAAACGUUGCCCACAAAGCUGUAGAUUCUCUCGAGGAGCGAACCCGCUUGCCGGUCCUCCAUAUUGUGGACUUCACCGGCCAAGCAAUUCUAGACCGCGGAUUUCGAAAGGUCGGGUUGAUAGCGACUCGAGCUGUGAUGGAGGAGGAAUUUUACAAGUCUCGUCUUCAGGAGCGAUACGGGUUGGAAGUUGUUGUGCCCAACAAGGAAUUCAGAGAUAAGGUGGACGGCUAUAUUUUCAACGAACUAAGCAAGCAGCCGAUUGCAGAACAUGUGAAGGCUGGUUUUGAAGAUGCUUGCACCAGCUUGGUUCAUGAGCACGGCGUUGAUUGUCUCGCACUGGCCUGUACUGAGCUCAGACUUGUGCUUGAUGCUAGUAAGAUGAUCGUGCCAGCCUUUGAGACCACCACUCUUCAUGCCAAGGGGAUUGCCGAAUGGGCACUUCAGCACAAGUAA
Penicillium mononematosum is the source of this 705-nucleotide messenger RNA. RefSeq names its product aspartate/glutamate racemase family protein. Lineage: Eukaryota; Fungi; Ascomycota; Eurotiomycetes; Eurotiales; Aspergillaceae. The record is from RefSeq and is a predicted model, not a curated record. Gene Ontology annotation, molecular function: amino-acid racemase activity. The transcript has a single exon. The coding region runs from base 1 to 705 and encodes 234 amino acids.